This is a messenger RNA of Amyelois transitella, 1503 nucleotides long. RefSeq names its product homeobox protein DBX1-B (gene H2.0). The transcript is spliced from 3 exons. The record is from RefSeq and is a predicted model, not a curated record. Lineage: Eukaryota; Metazoa; Arthropoda; Insecta; Lepidoptera; Pyralidae. Gene Ontology annotation, biological process: regulation of DNA-templated transcription. Gene Ontology annotation, molecular function: sequence-specific DNA binding; DNA-binding transcription factor activity, RNA polymerase II-specific. The coding region runs from base 3 to 617 and encodes 204 amino acids.
CAAUGAGGGAGGUUGUAUUCAGUUUCAAUGUGAAAAUGACGUCAUUAAAUAGUGAGCAGAGUUCGAAUAAGUUGAAGUUUAGUGUUGAGAGUAUAUUGGCGAAUGAUUCGGUGUCAGUGAGUGAGUCAAGACAGGAACCCCCGUGUGCAGGGUGCGUGGCCGCUCUGUACAGAUGCUGUAGGGAUGAGCCGCCUCUUCUGCAGCUGCCAUUGCCGCUGCCGUAUAGUCAUUUGCAUCCGGCUUUGAGACCAACGACUGUGUACCGCCUCCCACUCCCCUCGUCGUCCCCACCACAGCAAACCAACCCUCGCUGUGACGUCACUUCCAGCGGGAAACGCAAGCGCUCCUGGUCCAGGGCCGUCUUCAGCAACCUGCAGAGAAAAGGCUUGGAACGAAGGUUCCAGAUACAGAAAUACAUCACGAAGCCUGAUCGGCGGCAGUUGGCAGCUACCCUCGGGCUUACUGAUGCUCAGGUCAAAGUGUGGUUUCAAAAUCGGCGUAUGAAAUGGCGGCACACCAAGGAGGGGCGCGGCGGCGUGCCGGGUGCUACGCCCCAGCCCCCCAGGCAGGACAACGAGGAUAGCGAAGAUAUCGAUGUGGAUACUCUUAGCGAUUAAUAUAGAGUAAGCUUAUAUCGAUUAGGAUAUCAUGAAUAUGUGUAAAUACCUAUAUUGUCGGGUCAAACGACUUUCAACAUUAUUUUCUUUCAGAAUUCACCAAUAAUUGUCGAAGUCAAGCAAUAGUCUCUGUUUUUAUGUGUUUGUAACACAUAUGUAAUACCUACUAUCCCUGUCUGUUACGCUUUCACGCCUAAACAACUGAACCGAUUUUGAUGAAUUUGGUAUAGAGUAGACCCUGAGAAAGAACAUAGGCUUCUUUUUAUUGAGAAAAAAGGGCGAUAAGGGGUUAAAAGGGGGGAUGAAAGAAGUCGCGGGCAACAGCUAGACAGUGAUAAAAACGGGGGUUCAUAAAUGCAUGUGGAUAUAAUUUAAAUCUACAGUAACACACUGCAAAUUUCAAUGUACAAAUCUAUUAUAUCCUAUUUAAAUUUUUAUUCGUCAUCUCAUCUGCAAAAAUUACCGUCUAUUCCACUAUAGCCAUUAAGUUGCCCCAUGGUGUGACAACUGACACGAUUUUGUCCCAAUUGUCCCAUGGGACAAAUGAAACUAACGAAAUAGUCUGUUGUCCCACCAUGGGACAAUUCAAUAGGACAAGUGGAAUACACAGAAUAUUUUAGUCCCAAGUUAUUUACCGAAGCAUUCAAGAUCACAGAUAAAAUUAAGACUGAGUGAUAGGUAUUAGACGAUAAAAUUAUGUCUUGUAUGUAUUAAGACAAUUAGACAUAAAAGCAAUUUUUAAAUAUAAUUUGUGUAAAUAUUCUAGUAAGUGUAAGAAAAUAUUAGAACGAGUAAAUCGAGUCAUUAAUAAUAAUUAAUAUAAAAAACAUUGUAAUGUUCUAUUAUAAAAUAAAACAAUGAUUUUAUUAUUAUGUAUUUAUUACAU